Molecule: messenger RNA, 1703 nt
Organism: Grus americana (Whooping crane)
Lineage: Eukaryota; Metazoa; Chordata; Aves; Gruiformes; Gruidae
Gene: TLX2
Product: T cell leukemia homeobox 2
Exons: 3
Coding region: 1-852 (283 amino acids)
Biological process (GO): regulation of transcription by RNA polymerase II; animal organ development
Cellular component (GO): nucleus
Molecular function (GO): DNA-binding transcription factor activity, RNA polymerase II-specific; RNA polymerase II cis-regulatory region sequence-specific DNA binding
Source: RefSeq, a predicted model, not a curated record
AUGGAGGCGGCGGCGCUGGCGCGGGAGGGCGGCGGCCAGGGCCCCCCGCCCCACGAGCCCAUCAGCUUCGGCAUCGACCAGAUCCUCGGCGGCCCCGAGCCCGCGGGCGGCGGCGCGGGUCCGGCCCGGGCGGCGGGGGAGCCCGACUACGGGCUCUACGGCGGCGGCUACGGCCCCGCCUGCUCGCUCGGCUCCUACAACCUCAACAUGAGCAUGAACGUGAGCGUCAACGUGACCCCCGCGCCUGCCGCGCCGCCCGCCGGGGUCAUCCGCGUCCCGGCGCACCGGCCCGCGCCCGCCGCGCCGCCCGCCGCGCCGCCGCCGGUGCCCGGGCUCUCGGGACUCACCUUCCCCUGGAUGGAGACGACGCGCCGCAUCGCCAAGGACCGGCUCUCAGCCGCGCUGUCGCCCUUCGCGGCGACCCGGCGGAUCGGACACCCCUACCAGAACCGCACGCCGCCCAAGCGGAAGAAGCCACGCACCUCCUUCAGCCGGGUGCAGAUCUGCGAGCUGGAGAAGCGCUUCCACCGGCAGAAGUACCUGGCUUCGGCCGAGCGCGCCACGCUGGCCAAGGCCCUCAAGAUGACGGACGCCCAGGUCAAGACCUGGUUCCAGAACCGCCGCACCAAGUGGAGGAGGCAGACGGCGGAGGAGCGCGAGGCGGAGCGCCAGCAGGCCAACCGCCUGAUGCUGCACCUGCAGCAAGAGGCCUUCCAGAAGAGCCUGAGCCAGCCGCUGCCCCAGGACCCGCUCUGCAUGCACAACUCCUCCCUCUACGCCCUGCAGAACCUGCAGCCCUGGGCUGAGGACAACAAGGUGACGUCCGUCUCAGGGGUGGCCUCCGUGGUGUGACCUCCCAUGGACGUGCCGGGAGGUGGCGGUGGGUGGCAGGAGCCCGGCGGGGUCUGAGCCCAGCACCUCCGGCCCGUGGCAGGGAGGGGGCUGCCGCUUCCCGGGAGCGCCACCCCCUCGGCAGCCCCCUCCCUCCCCGCUGCGGGCCGGCCCCCCCCCAGGCCCCCUCGCUGGCCCCCCCAGGCCCACAGCUGCUCCGCAGCUCCAGGUGGGCGGACGUGCCCCUGCGGUUGGACUCGAAAGCUCUGCCAACGCCUGCCUGGACCCCUGCCUGGAGCACCGCUGCAGGCAGCCCCUUGCCUGGACCCCCCGGGGAGCCCAGGGCUGGGCCCCCGCACCCCGUGAGCCUCUGCAAGUCCAGCCCCCCCCUCCCCAGAGCCCCCCGCUCCAGGGGCAGCUCCGCGGGUGGUCCCCGCUCAGGACCUGCUGCCCACCCAUCAGCGGCUCUCCCGGCCGGGCCAGACCCCGCUCCCCCCAGGGCAGCCGCAGCCCCCGUCGCACCCAGGGCAGGCCGAGCGGGGUGCAGGGUGGACCCCCUCCAUUCCCGGUGCUAGGAGCCCUCUUCGCCCUCGCUGGUGGCCGCCGUGGGGUCUGCACCACCUGCACACACUUGCCUUACCCUGGUUGGAGUUUGCCGGCUCUGACUUCCAGCUGCCGUCCCCGGGCUGGACGAGGAACCUGUCCCCGUGGCCCCCGGCCCCCCCAGCGGUGGGACAGACUGACGGACAGGGCUCGUCUGCCCUGCGGGCUGGGCUCCCCCGUGCUCUUGGCUCCCGCCGGUUUGCCGGCUCCCUGCGGCCCUGGGGCUGGACAUGCCCCCACAGCACCCCACGAUGGACUUGGGGUGCCCC